GUGAAAAAGAAAAGAAGAAGUGGAGUUGAUAAUCUGGAAAUGUUGGCCAAGAGAUGUUGAUCACGUUCAUCACGAACGACAAGUACAGCAGCGACGCCUCAUUGACCCAAAGUUUCUCUCAAAAUUCCGUUUCAUUCAUUUUCGUUUUUCAUCUCGAAACCCAUUGAACGUCGAAAUAAACUGGCGAUAACAAAUAAUUCGUUUCAAUGCACGCCAUUGGCCCUGAGGGCAGACAGCUGGCAGCUACCGAGAGAGCGCGCGCUCGGCCAUUUUGGGCAGGGACUCUCACCUACACCCACCACGGCCACCAUAACCCAUCUGGCAAUCCAAGCGAACGGACGUGCCAACACAUUCGGCCCUUCUGUUCUGUGUGUUUCUACGUUUGUUGUUUUUUUCAACAUGAGAAUUGGACGAUAAUAAUUACAAUUAUUGCUGGGCACUCGAGUUGACUAAUAUGAAGGACCUCUGUGAUGAUUGUUGUUGCCUUACCAUGUGCUAAAGUGAAAGUGUUGGAAGAAGAACUGCUGGUACAAUUGUUAAUAAAUAAUCCACGAGACGGUGAAGAAUUUCGACGACUGCCCGGGGAUGGAAUCGAUGCAGCCGCGUGGUGGUCAUCUCGACGUCGGCGCCUCGUGGGACGACUUUUACGGCUCGUCUAGCGAUUUGGUGCCGACGCUAAUGGACAUUUUCGACUCGAUGAUUGGGAAUCAACAGGCCCCUCAUCAUCGUCAUCCUCUUCACAGCAUGUCGCCACCUUCGCCGACGUCGGAUUCCUCGUGCGCAUCGUCGACGACGACGUUGGCGUCCGCUGGCAAUCUGUCGUCGAAUCAGCAGCCGCCGCGCCAUUUUCCCGUUUUGAAAAUCGUCGAGCCGGGCGAUUCGCCGCUGAUCCUCCAGCAGCAAAUGACGCCAAACGCCGUCUCGCCACUCGCCAAUGACGGGCCAGCAGCAGCAGCAGCGACUAGUAAUAACGCGAUACGGUCUGGCGGCAGCGGCGGCGUCCGAAAUGGAAUGGCGACUUGUUCCUCGUCGUCUCCUCGCCGUUCCGUCUCUUUCCGCUCGUCUGAAUUGGCGCCAGCCAAAGAGGCGGCGGCGGCGGCGGCCAUGACGUCAACGACGUCGACAUCGUCCAGGUGUGGCAGUUCGUCUUCCUCGUCUUCGUUGACGUCACUGGCGGCGCCAGCGUCCAGUGUCCACUCGGUGGCCACCACCUCAUCGUCUUGCUCGUCACAUUCGACAUUGUCGUCCUCGACUUGGUCCGCUUGUGCAGACGGCGGUGUCGGCGACGGCCAUUUGAAUUCAGACGAGAGUCUGGACGUCGUUGCUGCAACUUGUGGCGUUGGCGUCACGGUGGCCGCUGCUGCAACUCCAUCGGGCGCAUCAGCGGCGGUGGCGGCCGGUUCAGGUUCGCCCAGCCGGCGACCGCGAAGCAGCGCCGUCAACAGCGAUCUCCAUCAUCUGAGGCACUCGGGCGACUCUGGAGACAGCGGCGUGAGCAGCCCGGGCCCGCCCAGCUCGGAGGCAUCGGAGCAGAAACAUUCGGGCGAAGAGGAGGAAGAAGAGGAAGACGCGGACGAGGAGGACGACAGAGGCAGCGACAAUCUCUCGUACAUGGACCGCGUCGUCAUGGAGGUGGUCGAGUCCGAGACCGUCUACGUCCGCGACUUGCAGCAGGUCGUCGAGGGUUAUUUGUAUUUUUGGCGGGACGAAGGGGAGCGAGCGCCGCUGAGUCCCGAACAGGCGGUCGCCCUUUUCGGCAACGUGGACGACAUUUACCGUUUCAACAGCCAAUUCCUGACGCAACUGCAGUCGUGCGGGCUCGAUCCCGUCGAGGUGGCCCGCUGUUUCGUCCGCAACAAUUCCGGCUUCACCAUCUACACCGACUACUGCACCAACUACCCCAGGAAAGUGUCGGUGCUGACAGAUUUGAUGAGGAACGAGGCGGCCAGCCGGGCGUGUCGCGAGAGGCAGACGCAAUUGCAGCACACGCUGCCGCUCGGCUCCUACCUGCUCAAACCGGUCCAGCGCAUCCUCAAGUACCACCUGCUGCUGCAGAACAUUGUCAAGCACUGCGACCGAUCGCAGACGCCCGGCUACACGGACAUCAUCGUGGCCCUGUCGGCCAUGACGGGCAUCGCUCACCACAUCAACGACAUGAAGCGAAAGCACGAACACGCCGUCAGAGUCCAGGAGGUGCAGAGUCUUCUGGACGGCUGGCCGGGCGAGGACCUGACCACCUACGGCGAACUGGUGGCCGAGGGCUCGUUCCGCAUGUACGGAGCCAAGGCGCCCCGUCACGUUUUCUUGCUGGAUCGCAUGUUGCUCAUCGUCAAGCGAAAGGAGGACGGCACUUUGGGCUACAAAGUUCACAUCAUGUGUUCCAAUCUCAUGCUGAUUGAGAGUGUUCCAGGCGAGCCGCUUAGUUUUCACGUCAUCCCGUUUGACAACCCGCGCCAGCAGUACACCCUCGAGGCAAGGAAUCUGGAACAGAAAAGGGAAUGGGCGCUGCAAUUGAAGCGUGUCAUCCUGGAGAACUACGACGCCGUCAUUCCACACCACGCCCGCCAAUUGGUCCUGCAGUUGGGUCAGGACCAGCGGUGCAAUCAGGAGCGGCCGGCUAGCAACAGCAGCAGCCACGGCUACGACCGAGGAGACUACGCUUACAGCGCCACCUCGUCUGGCAGCGGAUCCUCGUCGGCCGCUCACCACCACGUCAAGAGGCACCAGCACUCGGCUCCCGAAUACCUGGAGAGGCGCAAACACUCGACCGCCGGCCUCACGGCCAAAGGUCGCAGCCGCAAGGGUCGAAAAUUGAGCCACGACGGAUCCAGUCCGCGUGAAUCGCCGCUCAUCCCGCGACGAUUGCGCAGGAGUUUGGACUCGCGCGACAGGAGCGUCAGUCAGGACAGGAGCGACGUCGAUCACGAGCGCAAGUGCAGUACGCACAGCUGUCCGUCGGCAGCCGAAGCGGCUAAAAAUAAGGUGCGGAAAUUUGGAGCGUGGCGGCGUCGGUCUGAACCUUGUCGGGAAACGAGUCAGGUUGUGAGCCAGAGUGAAGCGGAACCAACGAGUUGUACAAAUGCUGGGAGCGGCGGCCUCAGCAGCAGCGCCGUCAACGGCAAGAUGCGUGACGAACAACUGCGGGAAUCGAGCGGGACGCUUCAAGUUGAAAUUGCCGGUCCGUCCUCGUCCAGGGCGGCGGCGUUGGUGGCAGUCGACCCGGAACCGCUCAUGCUCCUCUCACCGCCACCGCAACAACUGCAACAACUACAACAAUUGCAACAACUGCAACCGCAGCGGAUAGUGCCCGAGAGCCUGGAACGCAUCGUCGAGCAACUAGUGCUGCAGAAUGUGGAAAUCCAACGGAUCCUGCAGCGCAAGAAGCGGAGGGCGGCCGAGCGCCAGCCGUCGGCCUCGUCGUCGUCGUCCUCGUCGCGUCCCUACGUCGUCCGCUCCGAGUCGACGACGCUGGACGAGGGCAUCUACGACACGCUCCUCUCGCCGUCGGGACCCGGCAGCAUGAUGGAAGCGGUCGGAGGCGUUUUGUCGGACAUUGACGGCGACUACGUCACGAUCCGGGCCGAGGGCGGAGUGGGAGGUGGACACUUUAGCCGCUGCCAUUUGCGCCGCUCGCUGGGCAACAAGACGCCAGAAAGUAUGGCCGACUCGUCUCAAUUGGCCGGCCUUUCCAACGCCUUUUCCUGCCAGCAGCAGCUGCAAAAGGCCACCCUCAGUCGCUCGCUGUCGUGUCCAGCACGUGGCCAGCAGGCCGUUCGAGUGGCCAAGAAAUCGGAAGCCUCGAUCGCCGAGAGUGGCGCCACCGCCGCCUCGCUGGCCACAGUCGGCGGCCGCAUCCAGAAACUCUUGAACCACAUCGGCUCGCCGGAUCACUGGUCCAACUGGAUCCGUUCCUUGUCGCCACCGCAGCGGAGGACUUCGACCGACUUGCAGUCCGUCGAGCCGGAUGCCAGCAGCACCAGCCGGAGUCGCUCGAGGAGGGAACCCAUCGACUUGGACGUCGAUCCCUUGAACAUAUCGACCAGCCCUUGCGUGCCUUCCGUCUGGCUCCAGAUGCAGAGCGAACAUUUGGCGGAGCCGGGCAAGAAAUCCGGUUCACUCCCCCGCAGUUUCCAGACUCCACCGGAUGUCAAGUCUCGUUGGAUGGAUCGACCAGUCACCAUCGCAUCCGAUCGUCCGGCUCCCAUCGACCUUCAGACGGACGCCCUCGAGCUCUACAUCCGCUCACAGACAGAGCGGCCGUCUGAUCAGACGGAUCAGCAUUCGACUACCGAAGGGUUCGACGACAGUUUGACCGACAUUCCCAGUACGCCUCGCGUCAGCACGGACAACAUCCACGUCCAUCCGGAUUACAAAAUCUACCGCAGGAGCGCCUCCAAGUCGUCGCUGAAGACGGUCUUGUCUUCCGUGUCCUCUAAGCUCCGCUCGGGCUCUGAGCACUUUUGGGGGUCGCUCUUCAGUUUGAGCCACGACGACAGCGGCACGGCUUCCUCGUCGUCGGCCGGCCGGCAACACAGCAAAGUCGUCCACUACCUGGCCAGCCGCUACGCCCAUUUGCUGAGGCAGCGUCACAACAGCCUGCAGCACAACGGCAACAGUCCAGCCGCGGCCGCUCACAGCGCCGCCGUGGGCGCCCGCAUCGCCAACUUGUCUGAUUCGACUGAUUACGUCAUCCCCAAGUACAGCUGCUCACCCGCAACGCCCAGUUGUUAUUCGACGUCGCGCUCGGACCUGUCGUCCUCCAAGUCGACGGCCUCGCUGGCCUCGAAAACGACGUGGUACGGGACGCUGGAGUCUACGAGGGACGCGGCCAUGCAGAUGAUGAUGAUGGACUCUGACGAUUCCGACAGCGACCAAGAGGACGACGAGGAUUCGGCGACGGGCAUGGACGGCUUCUUUUACGAGCGAGCCUUUGAAGCCGUCGAGCAACUGCUGGACGGGGCCGCCGCCGAUUGGUGCCGCGACAGCGCCAUCUUCAGCGAUCGGGACGAGACGGGCAGCGUGACGGAGUCGAUUGUCGUCAAAACGAAACCGCCGCCACCUCCCGUCGCCUCCAAAUCGCACCGAGGAGUCCACAACGGACAGCAGCAGCAGCACAGUCGCCAUCGCGGGAUGGCCAUCCUGGAUCGGAUGCGAUCGCUGGAGGAGAACGGCGGCAGCGUCCGUUCCGGCGGCAAGGAAGUGUCGGCCAGCGCUUCGCUAGAAAAUCUGAAAUCCAUCAGCCAGCGUCGUAUGGAGCUGAGUCAAGCCGUUUCGUCGGCUGCCAAAACGCCGGGCGACGAGAGCGAGACGAGUUCCCAGCAUUCGACAUCCACCGUCAACACGGUAGUGGAAGUGCAUCCGGCCGGCGGCGGCUUCUCUGACGAUGUCGUCGACUCGCAUUCGCCCGUUCACCAGCGUCGAACUGGCGCCACCGUCGUCAUGGUCCGCUCUCAGCCGAGGAAAGGGCCCGAUUCUCUUUCUCCGACAGCCUCUUCUUCUUCUUCGUCGGCAUCCGCCGUUCCCUUGCCCAAGGGUUGGGUGAAGCAUAUUAUCGGGAAAUUGCAAGGUGACGCGAAAUAGCUUUGAUUUUCUGGUUUCGUUUCUUCUUCUUAGUGAAAAAAGGGAGAGAAGAAUGAAAAUGACUAACACGUUGCUUCCUUUAACUUGAUAAUAAGCCCCGUGCAAUCCUCCACCAACAGUUUUUCUUCUUUUCGUUGAAAUUUUUUUUUUACCUACCUCCUCCUCUGUCUUUGACUUGAUGAUCACCAAGUCGAAUGCCCAGUGGAAAGACACACUGCGCAAUUCCUUUGCAAAUCGACACGUUAAAUCGAUUUCCCUUGCCAAAACGAAAGCAAAAAGAAAAAAACAUGAUUCCUUUUUUCGUUUGUUGUUUUUUGAAAUCUCGCCAGAGCACUUGUUCCCGCCUCGUCAAGAAGCGGAGGACAUGUCGCAACAACGACAGACGAGCGCAAAUUUACAUAUUUAAAAAAAAGAGUAACCCGCACAAAAAAAAAGUUAAAAAUAAUAAUAACAAAUUACACUUGACGGGUAUGUUUAGUAAAAGAAACCUCGCCCCUUAUCGAUCAAACUAAUUAACAUUAUUACACCGACUCGGUUAUUUAACACUCUCGUUCCCCGAUUUUUUUGUUUCAAACUUUCCGUACUCCCACACACAUACACUUUGCUUUACGAAUCGUUUCACAUUUGUAUAUAAUACCCGACCUAGUCAGUUACAAGCAAUACAAGUUUCUAUCUAUCUA
Messenger RNA from Daphnia pulicaria, 6260 nucleotides. RefSeq lists its product as uncharacterized. The record is from RefSeq and is a predicted model, not a curated record. Lineage: Eukaryota; Metazoa; Arthropoda; Branchiopoda; Diplostraca; Daphniidae. The transcript has 13 exons. The coding region runs from base 586 to 5580 and encodes 1664 amino acids. Gene Ontology annotation, molecular function: guanyl-nucleotide exchange factor activity.